Trichophyton benhamiae CBS 112371 is the source of this 1017-nucleotide messenger RNA. RefSeq lists its product as uncharacterized. The transcript is spliced from 2 exons. Gene Ontology annotation, molecular function: ATP binding; D-serine ammonia-lyase activity; threonine racemase activity. Bases 1 to 1017 code for a protein of 338 amino acids. NCBI's taxonomy places the organism in Eukaryota, Fungi, Ascomycota, Eurotiomycetes, Onygenales, Arthrodermataceae. Gene Ontology annotation, biological process: L-serine metabolic process; pyruvate biosynthetic process; D-serine biosynthetic process. The record is from RefSeq and is a predicted model, not a curated record.
AUGACUACCCAACUCACGGCAUUAAACCUGGCUGCUGUCAAAGAAGCAUACACUUUGAUCAAACCGAAGAUAUGGAAAACUCCAGUCUACAAAUCAGCAACACUAUCACAUACCAUCAGUAGCUCCAUAUUCAACAAAGACAAGAUUGGAGCCACCGGCAUCCCAAAAAUCAAUGUAUUUUUCAAGUGUGAGAACUUACAAAAGACCGGUUCGUUCAAAUUUCGCGGCGCCUCCCAUUUCCUCGCAAGACAGAACGAUCAGGCGCUCCGAAAUGGCCUAGUCACUUAUAGCACUGGUAGAUACUAUCUCCAUGCUCUCUCCUCUCAGAUGGGCAAAAUCUCCAUGAUAGAAAAGCUCGGGGCUACUGUAUCGGCUUGCUAUCCGACAAUGGAGGCUUGUGCAGUACGGGCAGAAGACCUGCAGCGGAAGGCUGGGCUGACCUUGGUCCCAACGUCUGGUCACUGUCAUGUUGUCCUGGGCCAGGGUACUGUCAUGCUCGAGUUCCAACAGCAGGUUGCAGGCCUGGGAGAGAAACCACUAGAUGCUGUCAUCGUUCCUGUUGCUGGAGGCGCAUUAUUGGCUGGUACAGCUCUGGUAUGUCAGGAAGCGAGCUCCCGCAUCGAUGUCUUUGGGGCAGAACCGCUUGAGGGUGGACCCUCGCUCUUCCAGGGCCGCCAAAGGGGUCGUCGCAUCAGUACCUUAUGUCCCGACAAGUCAACCAUUGCGGAUGGUCUUCGUUGUCUCGUGGCCAAGUCGAACUGGGAUAUCCUUCGAAGCAAGACGCAUGUUCAGGAUGUAUUCCCAGUAGCUGACAGUGAGAUCCGGACAGCUAUGCGACUAGUUCUAGAGGGCACGAAGCAGCUUGUUGAGCCGAGUGCAGCAGUGCCACUAGCCGCCCUGCUCUUUAAUAAACGUCUCCAUUCCAACUUGGCUCGGAGGCACGGCCCGUUAAAUGUUGGUAUCAUAUUGAGUGGUGGAAACACAAGCGUAGAGAGGCUGCUUUCGCUCUUUACGUGA